Molecule: messenger RNA, 810 nt
Organism: Corticium candelabrum
Lineage: Eukaryota; Metazoa; Porifera; Homoscleromorpha; Homosclerophorida; Plakinidae
Exons: 7
Coding region: 13-465 (150 amino acids)
Source: RefSeq, a predicted model, not a curated record
GGUAUAACUCGAAUGGGGAGAUGCUCAAGUAGAAAAGUGUGUGAGACGACAACGGUCACUGCAGACACGACAGACAGAGAGUCUUCCAGUUCAUUUUGUGGACAGUCAAGAGAUCACCAGAAAGGGAGUGAGUACUUGAUGCUGGGUCAUUCGAAAAAGAAAACGUGGGAGAAUCUAGAUCAUGAUCAGGAAAGGAAACCAGAUAAAGAUGAAUCUGAGAGUCACAGCUUAUUGCAGACGAGUGUAGAAAAAGCUGCAGCGAAAAAACUUUAUGCUCACCGAUGGAUCAAUCCAUCUGUACGGAGUCGUCACUUAAGCAGUGGAGUUAGUAGUACACAGUUGAAAGAUUACCAGGGGAGUGGCAAUGAUGUUGCAAGCAGUCAGGUCAUGUCUGCUGUAAUUUCUGCCUACGCAUCUGGACAUUGUUCCAAACCCGUAUCCAUAUCAUUCGACGCUCUAAUGUAAGCAACUAAAAACUUUCAUGAAAAAAAGGUCGACGAAGGAGGCAGUCUCAUUGCAGCGGGUAGUUUUGGUCAAGUUUAUCCAGGAGAAUGGCAACGGCAGCGAGUGGCAGUAAAACGAUUAAAGAAGACUACUUUAGAAACAGUUGCAGCUAAAAGCCUUUCUGCUGACCAAUGGACCAAAUCGUCUGCACCAAGUCGUCACUGCAGCUCUGGAGAUAGUAACAGACAGUGGAGGAAAGAUUAUAAGGGGAGUGACAGUGAUGCUGAUAAUGUUUCAAGCAGUCAGGUUAGUAAACUGUAAUUGGGACUAGUAAGUUGGUAAUUAUGGACAAACAAAUUAUGAUAG